This is a messenger RNA of Labrus mixtus (cuckoo wrasse), 4953 nucleotides long. RefSeq names its product PH and SEC7 domain-containing protein 3. Lineage: Eukaryota; Metazoa; Chordata; Actinopteri; Labriformes; Labridae. The transcript has 16 exons. The coding region runs from base 584 to 3994 and encodes 1136 amino acids. Gene Ontology annotation, molecular function: phospholipid binding; protein binding; guanyl-nucleotide exchange factor activity. The record is from RefSeq and is a predicted model, not a curated record. Gene Ontology annotation, biological process: regulation of ARF protein signal transduction.
UGUAGCCGUUUAGCCGCCUUCUCUUUCUGUCUGUCCCUUGAAUUUGUACCCUUUUCUUUCCCACAGCCUCUCGGAGACGGAAGUCUGCUCUUGAUCUAUUCAAAGCACAAUGAAGAAGGCGGAGGACCCGCUCCAGACUUGGACUUGUGACUUGUCUGCAUCUUUAUGCAACACCACAGACUAAAACCCUGCUCGGCUUCAAAAGAGCGGAUGUGAGGCUUGUUUGUGUGUGCAGCAGGUUCAGACAUAAUCAACUGAGGGUUAUUUGUAUGCUUGUGUGCGUGUGUGCAUAACUGCCUCUGAAGGCACAGCUCUCUGACAGCGGUUUAAACCCAGUAAGACACAGUGGUGUGUCUUUCCCUCCCACAAGACUUGACUUAAAACCUCACACGCUGGCUGAUCAUAUGAUGUUGCCUUAAAGAGCCUGGAGGGAUGUGUGACGAGCGUUUGUAACCUGCUUCAGGCUCUCACACUGAAAGGAUUUUACAAAAUGAUCGUCCUUCUAACAGCAGAGGAGGCCGUGUUAUAAGCGAGACAACAUUUACAGCUCCAGAAUCUGUCCCCUCGACGAAGGACUUGACUGAUGGAGGAGGAAAACCUGUUCUCCUCUCUGCCAGAUGUUACAAAUUCAGUCCAUCAGGAGCCUGAACAGGACUUGUGGACCGCUAUAGACCGCCAGCACGUCAAUGGAGAACAGGAGGGCAUUGUGUGGGUCGAUGAAGAGGUUCAAAUGAACCAGGAACCAGAGAAAGAUCAGCGCAGCCUCUCCCCACGCGCUGGCACUGACACUCCAGACGAGGCAGAGCCCUGGGAGCAAAUAAUAUGGCCGCCGGUGCGCCCCAUGACCUGCACCAGCCCCCCGCUGUCCUUUGCCACAGUGCAGUGGGACAUGCCGGACUCCUCUGCAGAGACGCCCCCGCUCCUGAUUCACAGCAGCUUGGCCAAUGAGCUGGACUCUGUUAUAGUGACGAGUGUAGGCGCCACUUCCCCGUCGCCUCACCCAUCAGAAGACAUAAAUGAUGACAUUCUCAGAGAGGAAGAAGAGGGAUUUGAUUCUGGGCUUCUGAACUCGGAUUUAGAGCUGAACGGAAACAACUUGCCGCCAUGUGAUGCCGCAGAUGUGCAAGAGCCGACGACACAGGAAGAGGAAGACUCAACACGAGAGCUGUCAGGCAGUAGCAACGAAAGUUUCCCAGACUCUCUGAGGACAGACUCAGAAGAAGAAGAAGAAGAAGAAGAAGAAGAAGAAGAAGAAGAAGAAGAAGAAGAAGAAGAAGAAGAAGAAGAAGAAGAAGAAGAAGAAGAAGAAGAAGAAGAAGAAGAAGAAGAAGAAGAAGAAGAAGAAAAAGAUCAAGAGGAGGAGGGGGGUCAGUCAGAAGGCUCGGAGCCAGCCGCGUCUUUAGAACUGAUCGAUGCUCUUGAGGAGAUCGAGGGCUCAGAAGACGAGGCGGAAGGUUUUGUGGAUUUACAGCUAGAAGAGGAACAGGAGGAGCCCGGGGUCCUGCUGACGAGAGAGGGAGACGUCGAGGAAGAGCAAGCAUCAGCGAAUGGUGUUGAGGCCGAGGAAGAGGACGGAGAAGGAGGCGAGGAAGUGGAAGAAGAAAAGGGUGUGAGGAUUACCUGGACUGAGGAAAGUGAAAAGGCAGAAGCUGCAUGUUGUCUGAGUCACGCGGAGGUCCCUGCAGAGCUACAGCAAACUGAUGAAACCGGACAAACUAUAAGCCCAGAUGAGCGAUUAGAUCUGACACAGACGGAGCUAUCGGAGGAAAAUAGGCACUCCGGGACUGAAGAGGACCCAGAGAUACCAGGAGACGGCUCCACAGGACUGACUGAAGAGCUAAAAAUGUGCCAAAAUGUGGAUCAGAACGUGGAGCCUGAUCAGUCAGAGGCUGUGAACAACAUAGAAGAACCGCAGAUGCAUGCAGCAGAUAAUGCAGAGAGGGUAGAGGAGGACUCCAAGGAGAUACUGGAGCUGACUGAAAAACUACAGGAGACAAGUUGUUUGGAACAUCAAGAUUGUGGGAGAAUGACUUCACAGGACGUAGAGAUGCCACAGCAGCCUGGACACAGUGAGCAGCUCGAGGUGACUGAAGGGAAGGAGCAGAGCCAAGCAGAGGAGCAACACUCCGAGGACCAGUUAAGUCAACGUCUGGAGCAGAUGGAAUUAGAAGAAGUGUCAACCCAGACUGAAAAAGCAGACCUGCCGCAGGAGUCGACUCUGUCAGAGCAGAUAUUUAGCACUGAAGCUGAAGACCCCGGCGCAGCAGAGCAGCAGGAACAGACGGAGCCGUCGGAGCAGAAUGAGCAGCGAGGGACCGGCGAGCAGCACGUGCAGCCCGAGAAGACAGACGCGUCUGAAAUAACAGAGCAGCUGACGCCUGAUAGCGAGGUCACGCAGCAGAGAGCAGAGGCAGAGUUCACUCAGGAGGACAAACAGGCUGAGAUGUCACAUCAGGCUGAGGAAGAGGACGAUGUAAAGGAUGAAAACGUGCAGACAUUUGCUUCAAAUGGAGUGCAAUCCAAGCCUCAUAUGAACGGAGGGGAGGUGGACAGAGAGGCGGCCUGCCGCCUCGCUGAUAGGCUGUUUAAGUUGGACGGGUUCCAGCGUGUCGAGGUGGUGAAGCACAUUGACAAAGAUAAUGACUUCAGUCGAGCUGUCGGGGAGGAAUACCUUAAAUACUUUGACUUCACCGGGCAAACUCUUGAUCAUGCCCUGAGGUCUUUCCUGAAAGUGGUGAUUCUGAUAGGAGAGACUCAGGAGAGGGAGCGUGUGCUGCAGCACUUCGCAUGCCGCUUCCAUGAGAGCAACCCGGACUCCUUCUCCUCCUCAGGUGCUGUGUUGGCUCUCACAUGUGCUCUGAUGCUUCUCAACACUGACUUGCAUGGACAGAACGUAGGAAAAUCCAUGUCCUCUUCUAAGUUUGUGUGCAACCUGGAUGAGAUGAACGAGGGAGAAAACUUCAGCAAGGAUCUCUUGAAAAGUCUUUACAACUCCAUAAAGAGUGAACCGCUGGAGUGGGCUGUUGAUGAAGAGGAGUUGAAGAGCUCCAUAUUAAUGGAAGAAGAUGCGGGAGAAGACGCCCAGCUGCGCUCAAAGUCAAACCCCUUCCAGGAUGUUCCUCACAACAAAACAGCCAAUGUGGUCAAACAGGGAUUCCUGCAGAGAAAGCUCCACGCCGACAUUGAUGGCAAACGCACUCCGUGGGGGAAGAGAGGCUGGAAGACUUUCUAUGGAGUGUUGAGAGGAAUGGUCCUUUAUUUACAGAAGGAUGAUUACAGGGGGGAUCAGAUGAUCAAUGAGGAGGUGGUGAGCAUGCACCACUCUCUGGCCGAGCAGGCCGCCGACUACACCAAGAAGCCACACGUCCUCCGCCUGCAGACGGCCGACUGGAGGGUGUUCCUCUUUCAGGCGUCAUCCAGAGCAGAGAUGAAUUCUUGGAUCAGCCGCAUCAACCUGGUGUCGGCCCUUCACUCCUCGCCUCCGUUCCCCGCUGCUGUCGGCUCUCAGAGGAGGUUCUGCAGGCCGCUCCUCCCCGCCUCACACUCUGCACACACUCUGGAGAGUCAGAUGCAGUCGCAUGCAAAAAUGCUCGAGUCCUUCAAGACGGACCUGACGUGCCAGCAGCAAAACCUUCCAGAGGGAAAGAAAGCCAGAGCCAAGGAGCUGGAGGAGCAUCGAGUCAGAGCAGAGUACCUGCAUCACGAGAUGUGCCGCUAUGAGAUCUACAUCCAGGUGCUGGAGGCCUGGAAGAAAGCAAAGACGGCCGACGACAGCGUGAUGACCACAGCAGACCUGAACUCAUUUGAUAAAGCUGUGUGUGCAGACCUUGUCGGUGAGGGCCACGAGGAGAGCGGCACCCUGAAAAAGUCCUACUCCAGCCCCUCCCUGGAGAUAGAGACGCCUCCUCCCACCAUGAUCAAAGUAAGGCGCAACAUUUCAGAGAGACGGACUUAUCGCAGGACCAUAAUUCCCAGAUGGAAUAAAGAAUCUUGAAAGACUCAAGAGGUAACACGACCCAAUAAAGACCCUUUGAAAAAGCAGAUUUAUACAUCUUCUAUGAGUUGACAGAAUUUCAGGGUUCAGUUUCAUGAAGCGAUCUUAAAUCUUGUCAUGAUGUCAUUUUGUUUCGCAAGUUUCUGCAUAUUUUGUCUUUUGCACUUUUUAUGAAAACCAACCUCAGGGAAUCCCGAGCUCUCAGUCUCUGUCAGGAUAGAGGGACUGAUCCAUUUGUUGAAUGACUCAAAUCUGGACCUAAUUUAUUUCUUUUAUUGUGUUGACUUUUGGUCUCUUUAGGGCUUAAAAGGUACGAAUUGAAAUUCAUUUCUUGUUUCACAUUGAACAAAAUUAAAAUGCAAACCACUAGAGGGCGCUGUAGCACAGCUCAUCUCAGUGAAUAGAGGGGCUUCAGGAUGUGCUGUCAGUUUUAAACUGUUUUGAAGAAUCUUAAUUGCACUUUUAUUGUUUUUAAUGUGUAUAAAACCUCGACUUGUGUUCUGUUAGUGUAACAUGAUGUUAUUGUCACUUAUUGUUCUCAUAUAAGUUUAUUUCCAACAUAUUCAUGUUUUUGUUCUCUCUGUGGAAAAAAAAUAAAACGUUGCUCCUGCUUUAAUCGAACAGCAUGAGCAAAUAACUGUUUGAAGUCUCAAUGUGACGGGCUCUAAUUUAGUUUCUUUAUUUAAAGAAAGUAGUUUCAACAUUUCACCCAUGUUACCAUGGUUACCUGUAUGUCAGAUACAAACAGGACAAAGAAGCCGAAUGUUUCAACAAAGUAAGCGAAGCAUUACAGGAAUGUCUUUGGCUGUUUUUUGAUUGCAAUCAUACAAACACAUAAAACUAAAAUUGAAUUUAUUAUUAAAAUCCCAAGACAGAAAAAGUUUUAAACUGAGUCACCUCUGGAGGAAAUUAUUGUUAUUAUCAUGUGAGACGAGAAAAAAAUGUCUUGUUUAAAAGAA